UCUAGUACUUCCGGAACUUUCAACGCGAGCUCGUAAGAUUUUACGAUGCUGUCAUGCUAUUUGAUUUGGAAUUAGAUUCAUAAACAAAUGCUUUUGUUGCUGUUGUUGUUGUAUUUUUGUACUUUGAAGCCAAACAUGGACAUUUAUGCAUCAAAUCGAUUCACUGAAGGAGUUUAAGUUACUUCCUGCUCGACCAUCUGUUUACAUCAACCUCAGCAGUACUUUUGAUUUUUGCACUUAUAUGCUGUCUAUGCUUAUAUGUAUAUAUAAGAGGAAGAGGAAGUAAUCAUGCUGAAGGCUGUUAUUCUUAUCGGAGGUCCUCAAAAGGGCACCCGGUUUCGACCGCUAUCUUUUGAGGUGCCCAAGCCCCUGUUUCCAGUGGCUGGAGUGCCAAUGCUACAGCAUCACAUUGAGGCCUGCUCCAAGCUUCCGAAUAUGAAGGAGAUCUUACUUAUUGGCUUUUACCAGCCCAAUGAAGAACUAAACAGAUUUUUGUCAUGCGCCCAACAAGAUUUCAAAAUCUCAAUAAGAUACCUUCAGGAGUAUGCUGCUCUGGGCACCGGAGGAGGAAUCUACCAUUUCAGAGAUCAGAUUCUGUCUGGCAGUCCAGAAGCAUUUUUUGUCAUGAAUGCUGAUGUGUGCUCAGAGUUUCCUCUGCCAGAGAUGCUGGACUUCCAGAAAGAGCACGGAGACGCUUACAGUUUUGUCAUCCUAGGCACCACGGCCAACAGAAAACAGUCCCUGAACUACGGCUGCAUUGUUGAGAAUGAACAAACUAAUGAGGUCUUGCAUUAUGUCGAGAAGCCCAGCACGUUUGUGAGUGACAUAAUCAACUGUGGAAUAUACCUGUUCACUCCAGAGAUAUUCCAGCACAUCGGAGCAGUUUUCCAGAAGAACCAACAGGACAUGAUGUUAUAUUAUGACCAGGGAGAGGAGCAGUCCAAUGGCUGGCAUCGGGCAGAGGUGAUCCGUCUGGAGCAGGAAAUCUUUACGGCACUGGCAGGCCAAGGCAAAUUAUACGUGUACAAAACAGACCGCUUUUGGAGCCAAAUCAAAUCUGCAGGAUCUGCGAUCUAUGCAAGCCGUUUGUAUCUUAAUCAGUAUCACAAAACACAUCCAGAGAGGUUAGCUACUAAUAGAGAAGGAGGGCCAAAGACCAGAGGAAAUGUUUAUAUACAUCCAACUGCCAACAUCGAUCCAACUGCUGUGUUAGGUCCCAAUGUGUCCAUAGGAACAGGUGUAACGAUUGGUGCAGGAGUGCGUGUGAGGGAGUCCAUCAUCCUCCAUGGUGCUACUUUACAGGAUCACAGCUGCGUUUUGAAUAGUAUUGUGGGCUGGGACAGCACCAUUGGCAAAUGGGCCAGAGUGGAAGGGACCCCUAGUGACCCAAAUCCUAAUGACCCAUUUGCCAAAAUUGACAGUGAGACACUGUUCAGAGAUGGAAAACUAACACCAUCCAUUACAAUUCUAGGCUGUAAUGUAAAUAUCCCAUCUGAGGUCAUCAUACUCAACUCCAUCGUCCUGCCACAUAAAGACCUCAACAGAAGCUUCAAAAACCAGAUCAUACUGUAGUUUCAUUUAUUCUUACUUGUCAUUUUCAUACAAAUAAAACAGUUAUUUGAAAUGAAAAUGGAUGGAUGAAAUGGAUGAAUCAUCUGAAGAUAAAAUGUCUGCCAUUGUAUUGUGCAUAUGGAUUUACCAUUGUACAAUUAUCUCGUCAAAGCUGAAUAAAACAAAUGCAGAAAGA
Carassius gibelio (silver crucian carp) is the source of this 1747-nucleotide messenger RNA. Its product is annotated as mannose-1-phosphate guanyltransferase alpha-A. The transcript is spliced from 13 exons. Gene Ontology annotation, biological process: biosynthetic process. Lineage: Eukaryota; Metazoa; Chordata; Actinopteri; Cypriniformes; Cyprinidae. Gene Ontology annotation, molecular function: transferase activity. The record is from RefSeq and is a predicted model, not a curated record. Gene Ontology annotation, cellular component: cytoplasm. The coding region runs from base 289 to 1572 and encodes 427 amino acids.